GUGAAAUCUUUCAGACCCGCCUUUGACUCAUCCCCACUCAGAGCGCAGAUUUAAGACUCAGCUUUGGGCCCCAAUCCUCAGUUUCUGCUCCAGUGUCCAACCAGCGUGAAAGCAGCGUCACAGCAGCACCAGGGCCACAAGAAGCAGCAGCCUCCAGAAACAUGAGCCGCAACUCCAUCAGCACCAACCAGGAACUGCGCUUUGGAGAGUACAUCCAGAGUCUCAACGAUGAGUACUACACCAUAAUGCAGGCUGAUAGUAACCUGGUGACGUACCGGCGUGGCCAUGGGCCAGUGUGGGCCACAGGAACAGCAAACUUCUGUGCACAGCGCCUGGUGCUGCAGUCUGAUGGGAACCUGGUCAUGUUUGACUCAGACAAGAGAGUGAUUUGGGAGACUGGCACUAAAGUGGAGCCCUUCUCCUCCAGGAUGAGACUGACCAUCACCAACCAGGGCUUUCUGCUCCUGGACAACGAUGGUGACACCAUCUGGAGCUCUGCUGAUACCAACAAAGACCAGACAAAGUAAAGUUUGCUCUUGUGACAUGGGCCUUGUCUGAUCAAGUGUUUAAGUAACACAAUAAACCCUUUUAAAACAAAA
Messenger RNA from Boleophthalmus pectinirostris (great blue-spotted mudskipper), 599 nucleotides. RefSeq names its product B-type lectin plumieribetin-like. The transcript has 3 exons. The record is from RefSeq and is a predicted model, not a curated record. Bases 162 to 527 code for a protein of 121 amino acids. Lineage: Eukaryota; Metazoa; Chordata; Actinopteri; Gobiiformes; Gobiidae.